This is a messenger RNA of Echinostoma caproni, 1023 nucleotides long. NCBI's taxonomy places the organism in Eukaryota, Metazoa, Platyhelminthes, Trematoda, Plagiorchiida, Echinostomatidae. The record is from the annotation of a GenBank genome assembly.
AUGAACCACGCAUGGCUCUUUUGCGCCUUUGUUUUUUCCUUGUCCGACGAAGUGCAAACUUUGGCUCGUGGGGGGCACGUUUUGGUGCCAACUAAUCCGUGUGGCUUACUGUUCGAUCUUCUCGAGACGGCCAUCCGAGCCAAAGAGAAUUUCAACGGCACACUAACACGAUUGUUUCCCACGGAACUUGCGGAUCCGGCCGCAUCGGUGCCUGGUAGUGGGUCGGUUAUGUCUGCUGGGAACGGCAGUUCGAAUGCCAUCGGAACUGGAAACAAUACGACCUCUUCAGGAACCGCUACCACUACAUCCGGCCCCGUAGGAUCAUCAGAUGCAGUCAACGGGGUUGAGGUUGGUACGGGCCAGCUUGUUGGCGGUGGGUCCUCUUUGGCCGCUCGAGUAGCUCGAUGUCCCGUUUAUACGAUAGCCGGUCAAAUACACGCGAGUUUAGCUUAUGCUAAUGCUUACGGUGAGUGGCUGAACUCCGAAAAGGAAUCACUGCUAUACACAGCCGAUUCACCGUUCCCGUAUCAAACCCUUUUACGAUCCGGUCAGCUGAUUGCCGUGCGCAGUUUACACGAAACUCCAAUGGCCAAAGAUUUGUCCACUUCCUUGAUCACUUCCGUCUCCCCCAUAUACGGUCGAUCCUCACCUCCGCUGCUCGGCGGUCUCACAAAUGGUCAGACGCAAUCCCCGGACUCUCAUUCGGUCUCUUCUAUCCCAGGGAAUACGCUGCCUACCACGGGGGCAGCGGGGACGCCCUCGUCUACGGGACUGAAUAAUGGUCUGGCUUCGUUUCCACUCGGCACGCGUGAAUCUCAGCCCGGUCUGUCUGGAGGUAGUUGGCCCGCAACACCAUGUCUGAUUUUUGCUACUCAUCCUUCACUCCGUUUCGGACCUGUCGUACACUUACUUCGAGCCUUGGCUUACGCUGCGAUCAAGCCUGGUGGUCGUGCGACACAAAACUCUCAAACCCCGCGACACGCUGUUGUUCUGGUAGAGUCCAAUGAUUAUGUCCAGAGGUAA